UCACACGAACUCGGUCGAUUGACGAUCAACCGCAAACGAGUUUCGGUGCGACUUCGCGCACAGUUGGUAUACGUGUACGCUUAGGGCCUGAUGGGGAAGAGCCUGAAACAAAUGUGGCAAGUCGUAAAAUAUCGCUCGAUUUCAUCUGUAUUGACGGAAUCUUGAAGUGUGUGAUUCAGUUCCUUGGUGCCUUUUUACGAGAGAUGCAUUGGUAAUUCUCCGUCGAGUGUCGAGGAUCUACCGGUAAAGUUUAGUAUUGAUCCUGUGCUUGAACGGCGAAGAUCGCAAAACGACUUGGAAAAUUUGAAACUUCGAAGUUGGUAUAAUAUUGCGAAAUGCAUAGUGAGCUUUCAUUCGUGCAGUGAUUAGAGGAGGCAGCAAAUUUGAGGCGCAGAUAAGCGACUGGUGAAGAAGCAAAAGAAAACUCGCAAAAUUGAACACUAACAGCAGCAGCAAGUGUUUAGCCUCGUGCACUCCCAUCUGCGAAUUCCGAGAAAUUAAAAUUUGUUUUUGAUUUUGGUUUCGCGUUCAAUGUCGCAAAGUGGUAUGUGAUGAUAAGAAAGCCUGUAUUCGUACGAACUUAAAGUUAAAUUGCUAUUGCUCGGUUUCCGUCAUUUGUGUGUUGAAGGCCGCUUUUGAGUGUGAAGGCAAACCUGAAGCCGAUUAACUACUAACAUUUAGUCGAUAACAACGAUAAGAAAUAUAGGUGAUAACUGAUCGUCGUCAAUACCAUCACCCCGUUGAAAACGUAGACGAUUAUCAUCGUUUUAAUCACCAGCGCGAUGUCGACGCUACUCAAUCUGGACAGUUACCGUCAUGAAUUAUUCGAACAACAGCAGCAUCAACAACAACAGCAGCAACAGCAGCAGCGGCUGUCGUCCUCGCCGACCUAUUCGGUGCUGUCGAUGGAGUCCUCGACGUCGUCUCCGAGUGCCAGUGAGACCAACAAGUACUACUCGAGCCAUUCUCCGUCCAGCACCAGUAAUAUGUCCCCCCAGUCGACGAUCAGCGAUACAAGUUCUUUUAAUAUGCAAAAUCUUAACAUUUCCGCCAGUUACCACUACUAUACCCCCCAGACAGUGGGAGACGAUGGUCAGCUGCAGACAUUCAACUACACAGCGCACGGAAAUGCAACCGACCAGUCGCGCAUUGAACUCUCCGUACCUCAUCUGGUAAUACUGGAGCAACCGGUAGAUAAAUUUCGAUUUCGGUAUCAGUCCGAGAUGCAUGGCACGCAUGGUUCUCUGAUGGGAGUCCACACCGAGAAGAGUAAGAAGACAUUCCCAUCGGUGGAACUGUGCGGGUUUCAGGGGGAGGCGAAAAUUCGUUGCUCCUUGUAUCAGGUGGAUCCGUCCAAACGGGCGGCUCAUUCUCAUCAUCUGGUGAUCAAAAGUGGUGAAAUCGAUUUGAACGAUCCGCAUGAUAUUGAUGUGAAUGCUGAAACAGGUUAUGUUGCUAUGUUUCAAGGGAUGGGAAUCAUCCAUACGGCGAAAAAGAACAUCGCCGAAGAGUUGUGCAAGAAGAUAAAAAAACAGCGAGUUGUCGAAAUGAAUCGGGAACUUACGCUCCGGGAGGAGCAUCAGCUGCAGAAAGAGGCGACAGAAAUGGCGAAAACGAUGAACCUGAAUCAGGUGUGCCUAUGCUUUCAGGCCUUCCAAGUGGAUCCAACGUCUGGGCAGUGGACGCAGCUCUGCGAGCCAGUGUAUUCCAAUGCAAUUAACAAUAUGAAGAGUGCGCUGACCGGUGAACUGAAAAUUUGUCGGUUAAGUUCUACCGUUGGAAGUGUGGAUGGUGGGGAGGAGGUCUUCAUGUUUGUGGAAAAAGUUUGCAAAAACAACAUUAAAAUUCGAUUCUACGAAACGGACGAGUACGACCAGGAAGUAUGGCAAGGCUGGGGUUCAUUCUCGGAAGCGGACGUACAUCAUCAGUAUGCAAUCGCCUUCAAAACGCCCGCCUAUCACAACAAAGACAUCACCGAACCGGUGGAAGUGUUCAUGCAACUAUUCCGACCCCGGGACAAGUGCCAGAGCGAAGGCGUCCCAUUCAAAUUCAAACCCCGCCCAGGAAUGAUGGCACUGACGAAUCAAUCACGCAAACGGCCGCGAGUCCACUCCGGAAAUAUAUCCAAUGAAAUUCCGACCGUUGUUCCGAACGAGGUCAGUCCCGGUCCCAGUCGGUUACCACCGCUGCAUCAACCGUUCCCGAUGGUGCAGGCCCAGGGACACAUCCCGGAGGCGGGUACCAUUAGUAAGGAGUUCAACAAGUCCGGCAUAAUUCAGGAGAUUUUGGAAAGUCAUAUCCCCACCACGAUCGCGGGUGACAUCUCCUUCAGUUCUAAUGAUUUCAAAGAUUUCGUGCAUUGUAACUCGGAAGAGUUACACAAGCUCAUAAAUGAGAUCGGAGAAGCUCAGGAGCUUGCCAAGCUGGAAACGGAUUCCGUUUCAGCGGCUCACGUAGACGGGGAAGCUGCUCGGUUUGAGCGAGCUUUGGAGAAAUAUCUGGACGAUAAUCAGCAGGCUAAGGAUGUAGACAUUUUGAAAAAAAUUCUAGCCAUUAUACGGUUGUUCCGAAGGGAUUAUGACCGGUGCCGGGAGCUGAUAUCGGCUCUUUGGAUGUCUUCAAAUAAGCAGAAAGCCAACUGUCUGCACAUAGCAAUCGAACGACGGGACAUCACCAUCGCCUGCAAACUGAUCGAGGUGCUUCGAAACUACAACCUUCAGGAAUUGCUGGAUCUGAUGAACGAGCGCCAUGAAAAUGCUCUCCACCUAGCCGUUUCAGCGUAUCUCGCGGAGAUAGUGGAUGCUCUGCUGCUGGCAGGUGCCAACCUAAAUGGCUGUGAUUAUCGAGGGAACUCCGUACUGCAUCGAGCCGUUGUGGAGGGUUCGACGGAAAGUUUAGGUGUCUUGUUGGAACAUUGCAAGCGCAUUGGGGCCCGUUUGGAUGCGACCAACGAUGAGGGAUUUUCCGCGUUGCAUUUGGCAUGCAUGUGUAAGAAUCUGAGGAUAACGCGCCUGCUGUUGGAACGAGGAGCUUCCCACACGGCACGGGAUCUGAAGCAUGGGAACAAUAUUCUCCACAUCGCAGUUGAAAGUGAUUCAUUGGAUAUGGUCAACUAUAUUCUGGAGAAUGUAGACAAAACUCUCAGCGAGAAGCCGAACAAUGCAGGUUACACCGCACUUCAAUUGGCAAACGCCAAACAUCUGGCAAACUCGAAUAACAAGCUCAUUGUGAAGGAGCUGCUUAGGUUCAGUCCUAAAGGCGUGCUUGAAAAAGAACCUCUUCCCGAGGAUGAGGAUGAUGAGCCAGUGCAAAAUGAUGAAGAGUUUUCAUCUAGCAGCUCCUCGUCGACGGAUAGUGUUUUGCUGUCGAUGAAUUUAACCUGUAAUCGGGACGAGGUAAGACGAAUUUUGGAGGAGCAUACGAUCUCGAACGAGGGUGCCGUUUUGACCCCAUUGAAGAAUGUCCCCUACAAUAUUGCCACCGACAGCACUGGAAGCUGUCUGUUCGAUGACGAGUGUCUCUCUCAGCUGUGUGAUCUGUUGAACCGGAACCAGUUGUGGAAAGAAAUUGGUUCUUUGCUUGAUUUCAACGCUUUUUUCGCUAUCUGGGAGCAAUCGUCUAAUCCUACUGGAAUGCUGUUGAACUAUUUCGAGAUGCAGAAAUCGAAACUUGAUCAUUUGACGGAUAUCCUGCAGGCACUCGAUCAAAAGGAUGCAAUACACCUGAUUGACGAGAUGGUAUGUCGGCAAAUGAAGUAACUCACCCAAAUAUUUGGACACAUUUGAUAAGCUCCAGUACAUAUUUGAGUAACACUGACAACGUUCCAAACAAUGCUAGUGAUUUUGUAUCAUAGACUUGUUUUAUAUGCAGUUUGUACGUAUUGUGUAUUGUAUUGAUAAAUUUUCGGAAUAGUUUUUGUAUAAAAAGGACAAUUUUUUUUAACAAAA
Topomyia yanbarensis is the source of this 3947-nucleotide messenger RNA. RefSeq names its product nuclear factor NF-kappa-B p110 subunit (gene Rel). Lineage: Eukaryota; Metazoa; Arthropoda; Insecta; Diptera; Culicidae. Bases 783 to 3758 code for a protein of 991 amino acids. The record is from RefSeq and is a predicted model, not a curated record. Gene Ontology annotation, cellular component: cytoplasm. Gene Ontology annotation, biological process: cellular response to stress; non-canonical NF-kappaB signal transduction; regulation of DNA-templated transcription. The transcript has 9 exons. Gene Ontology annotation, molecular function: DNA binding; protein binding; DNA-binding transcription factor activity.